GAAAGAGAGACAGCUGAUAAUCGUUCCAGAAGGUUCCAGAAGAGGUAUCUGCGUUCUAAGUUGUACUUGUCAACGUGAAUGUUAUAGUUGAUAUGAUUAGAAGUAGAAGAAAAAGAAAGCAGAGUACCCUCGAACGCUCACCCCCUCAUAGGUGAGCCAACACCUAACCUAUAACCUGAGUACUAUUCAUCAAGGAAAUAAUCAUUUAUCCUCCGCUUCUCAUCAUCAAUAUGUUGUUGCUAUAUUAUUUCGCGUUUUCAGCGCUACUUGCGGGUCCCUUAGUGGCCCAUGGAGCUGCGAUUCUGCGAACCAAUUCCAGUACGCUUUCCGGCCAUUCUGCUCGCGGGCCUGUCUUACGCUUCACAGGGGCCCCAUCAACGAGGGAGUUUUUU
Messenger RNA from Amoebophrya sp. A25, 392 nucleotides. NCBI's taxonomy places the organism in Eukaryota, Dinophyceae, Syndiniales, Amoebophryaceae. The record is from the annotation of a GenBank genome assembly.